AUGGCAUUGCCAGGCUAUCUACGAAAUAAUUUGAUGCCUUCAGAGGUCAGCUUUUUGGCAGAAAAUGAGCAUAUCACAGUUUUACCUAGGUAUUCAAUGAACAAAAUUGAAUUGAUUGGUACCAAAAUACCAGCAAUGAGAAGUAUGAGGCGAGAAAGAUUGCCCCUCUGGGUUGCGCUCAUUUUAAAGUCGCAGGACAAAUGCAAUAUCGUUCCACCAGACUGGUUGAAUCUAAUAUAUUUAAAAGAGAAAUAUGAAGAUGAGCUUCGGAAACCGCAUAAAUUCAGUGAUCUUCCUUGGAACUGGCUUGAAGUAUCAAAAAUACUACUUGCAAGGGCUCCAGAUGAUCUUGCAGAUCCAUCGCAUCAGCUUCGAUCUAUAAUCCAAGACUUGAGAGAAGUAAGGUUGGCAAAAUCUCGAAAGGGUCUUCGGGAGCUCAAUGAGUCUAAUAUUCAACUAAAGGGUUUGUCUUUGGUAGAGAUAAAUGAAAUGCGACCAUUCGUCUUAAAUGUGAUGAAUAAAUUAAGGAUCCUUCACGAUUCGGCGCAGCCGCCUCGCGCUCCUGAAGAAGAUGACGAUAAUCAAGAGGAAGAAGAUUACUCAGACAAUGAGUACUGA
Messenger RNA from Priceomyces carsonii, 618 nucleotides. RefSeq names its product DNA replication protein (gene PSF2). Gene Ontology annotation, cellular component: nucleus; GINS complex. Gene Ontology annotation, biological process: DNA replication; double-strand break repair via break-induced replication. Lineage: Eukaryota; Fungi; Ascomycota; Pichiomycetes; Serinales; Debaryomycetaceae. Bases 1 to 618 code for a protein of 205 amino acids. The transcript has 2 exons. The record is from RefSeq and is a predicted model, not a curated record.